AUGUCGGCUUCCGCCCUGCUCAGGAGCCGUGUCCGACGGCCCUCGUACCUUAACAAGAUCGCCAAGGCUGAGGACCUUAUUGAUCUCUUCCCCAAUGGCUCGUAUAUCGGCUGGUCCGGUUUCACAGGUGUUGGGUAUCCGAAGAAAGUCCCCACGGCGCUGGCUGACCACGUCGAGAAGAAUGGCCUUGAGGGCAAGCUCAAGUACACACUCUUCGUCGGAGCUUCAUCUGGUGCAGAGACUGAAAACCGCUGGGCGAGACUGAACAUGAUCGACCGCCGAAGCCCUCACCAGGUCGGCAAGGAGAUUGCCAAGGGUAUCAACAACGGUCAGAUCAAAUUCUUUGAUAAGCAUCUCAGCAUGUUCCCGUCCGAUCUUACCUACGGCUGGUACACACUGAACAAGCCUAAAAACCGUAUUGAUGUUGCUGUCAUCGAAGCCUCCGCCAUCACAGAGGACGGUGGUAUCAUUCCUGGAGCUUCAGUCGGCGCAUCGCCCGAGCUCGUGCAGAUGGCGGACAAGGUCAUUAUUGAGGUCAACACCGCCAGCCCUUCCUUCGAGGGUCUGCACGACAUUACCAUGUCCGAGCUCCCCCCGAACCGCAAGCCUUACCUGAUCCUCCAGCCCGAAGACCGUAUCGGUACCCCUCACAUCCCCGUCGACCCUGAGAAGGUCGUUGCCAUUGUCGAAUCCGACUACCCUGACCAGACUCAGCCCAACUCUCCUGAAGACGCCAACUCCCAGGCCAUCGCCUCCAACCUCAUUGAAUUCCUGAAGCAUGAAGUCAAGCAUGGCCGUCUCCCCCCCAACCUUCUUCCCAUCCAAUCCGGUAUUGGAAACAUUGCCAACGCCGUCAUUGGCGGCCUCAGCAAGGGUGGCGCAGACUUUACCAACCUCAAGGUAUGGACCGAGGUCCUCCAAGACUCUUUCCUCGACCUCUUCGACAGCGGCAACCUCGACUUCGCGACGGCGACUUCCAUCCGCUUCUCCCCCGAUGGCUUCAAGCGCUUCUACGACAACUGGGAGCGCUAUGCUGGCAAGCUUCUCCUGCGCUCUCAACAGGUUUCCAACUCUCCUGAGAUCAUCCGUCGUCUGGGCUGCAUCGGCAUGAACACUCCCGUUGAAGUCGACAUCUACGCCCACGCUAACAGCACGUGCGUCAUGGGCUCGCGCAUGCUCAACGGUCUCGGCGGCUCUGCCGAUUUCCUGCGUUCUUCCAAGUACAGUAUCAUGCACACCCCUAGUGUCCGGCCCUCCAAGACAGACCCCACCGGUGUCUCCUGCAUCGUUCCCUUCGCUACACACAUUGACCAGACCGAGCACGAUCUCGAUGUGAUUGUUACAGAGCAAGGUCUUGCUGAUGUGCGUGGCUUGAGUCCCCGUGAGCGUGCACGUGUCAUUAUCAAGAAGUGCUCUCACCCCGACUACACACCAAUCCUGACAGAUUACCUGGACCGUGCUGAGUUCGAGUGCUUGAAGAAGGGCAUGGCUCACGAGCCCCACCUGCUCUUCAACGCGUUCAAGAUGCACAAGAACCUCCAGGAGAACGGAACGAUGAAGAUUUCUAACUGGGACUAAGUCAGUGUGUAAUGACUGAUUCGAUUGUAUUACGAUAUUUGGUAUACUUGGGUGGCGCACGGAGUGCUUUGUAUUGUACUUUAGGUACCUUGGUCUAAUUCCAGCAUAUUUGCAAUCUUAACUUC
Messenger RNA from Aspergillus nidulans FGSC A4, 1703 nucleotides. It is a transcript of the gene coaT, whose product is annotated as acetyl-CoA hydrolase ACH1. The coding region runs from base 1 to 1578 and encodes 525 amino acids. Gene Ontology annotation, biological process: acetate metabolic process. The record is from RefSeq and is a predicted model, not a curated record. Lineage: Eukaryota; Fungi; Ascomycota; Eurotiomycetes; Eurotiales; Aspergillaceae. Gene Ontology annotation, molecular function: acetyl-CoA hydrolase activity; acetate CoA-transferase activity; CoA-transferase activity. The transcript is spliced from 3 exons. Gene Ontology annotation, cellular component: cytoplasm; mitochondrion.